Messenger RNA from Pocillopora meandrina, 6925 nucleotides. The record is from the annotation of a GenBank genome assembly. Lineage: Eukaryota; Metazoa; Cnidaria; Anthozoa; Scleractinia; Pocilloporidae.
GUUGUGUUUUGGUAUAGGAGUCUCUCUGGUUCAAACGAGCAAUAGUCGCUAUCUGUCAGUGUAGUUUCCCGUAAAUUGUAGAUCCUACUUCACCUAGAUGCAAUCUUCGACGAAUCCAGAAUGUAUACCAUCGUUAGAAUUUCCCGAGAUACCAAACAAAGACGAAUUAUUGGUAAGUUAUAACUUGUUUUUAAUUUUGUACUUUCAACUACAAAAUUUUGAUAGUUGGAAAUUAAAAAUAGUCGUUCAAAUUCUUUUUACUUAUAACUAACUUAUUGUUUUUUUUUCUCAUUCACAAAUUGAAUUCACCAUUCAAUACUGACUAUAACUAUUGUUUUCUGGUAGCUUAUCUUUGAAGCAGCCUCGAAUAUGUUUUCGAUUUUAAUCUGAAUUUAGGAGCCUGCCAAUAAAUCUUAAUCAAACAGUUUCUAAUGAAAGAAGAAUUUGUUUACAAAAGGGCCACAUUCAAAGUUAGGGCUCAUUCCAAAGAAAUCAAUCAGAAACGCAGUGGUUGUCAGAAUUUUAUGCCAAGUACUGGGGUACAAAUGAUUACCUCACAUUCAUCCAAACCUUCAGCUGUGUUCUAAUUGUUGCCAACUACCAGUUUUAACAAUUUCUAUAACAAAACAAAGUUUGUAGUGUUUAUUUCUGGUAUAAAUACAAGGAUAGCAGAUUUAUUAAUUAUCAGUAUGCAUAAGAUACCCAGGUUUCGUGUUGAAUGCCGUUUAAGAAAGUUUCCCAGACCUAAUGUGGCUUUCAUGAUACUCUUUGUCACUCUUAAACUAGGGAGGAACCCAGUCCAGGGCCCAUUUGUAUAAAGGGUGGAUAACGCUAUUCAACAGAUAAAUCACUAUCCAGCGGAUAAAUGAUAACAAAACAUACAGUGUUAUCCACUGGAUAGAGAUUUAUUCAGUGGAUAGCGUUAUCUGACCCUCAAUCACCUAGGACCAGAAGAAUAAAGCAAAUGUUAAUUUAAUUGGGCAAUACUCAAACAUUGAACUUGCUCACUGUCGCAUUUGAUAGCAUUACUGCUUGCCAUUCAAAGCAGAUGGUAGCGCUGAGUGCUCAUUAUUGUAAGAGUUUUGACAAAUUCUGACAUCCUCAUUAAUGAUACUUAGGAUAUAAAAUCUGACUUGAGUUGAACAUUCAGUUGAUUUUGAAAUCAGACAUAUUAUUUCAGAUCUACUCUCACUCCACUGAGUUCAAUUACUACUGUGUUUUUACAUAUCACAAACAGCCAUCUAUGAUUUACAUUGAUAAUAGGGAGAUGUUGUCAUGGAAACAUGCUUUAAAAUUUGUACUAUCACUUAGUGCUGAUCUUAUUAUAAAAAAUCUCACACCUGGGCAGGAAACGGAAAUCAUAAUUAUAUUAGACAGAGACUGAUUGAUUAUGGUUUUUAUUUUCCACAGGAUUGGACCUACUCUAAGAGACGAGAAAUGCAGGUAAAUGUACAUUUUAGUUUAUUCACUGACUUGAUCUCACUCUUUAAUUUUUUUUUCCAGAAAAUUUAACUGCAAGUAAUGAACUCCAAGUACCAGUAAUACAUGAUAUUAUUUAAUAUUAACCAUUUCAUUUAAUUUCUAUUUCUUUUCAAGGAAAUUGUUCCAGGAGUUUAUCUUGGUCCAUACUCCGCAGCAAUGAAUAGCAAAGUAAGUACACUCAUUUUAGAAAUGAGAAAUAGAAUUGUGACAGUUAAUUAUAAUCAUUACUAGUAAAACAUGGUAGCAAGAUCCUAUAUCCUGAAUAUAUAAAACUCUCCUCAUGCAACAGAAUUUUCUAAGAUAUAAUUACUGACAAUAAACACAAUAGAGGAGAUGCUAAAACUGAUCAUUUUUUAUUUAGCUAAACAAAAAAGUGUUUUGGCACAUAAGAAAGUUUUUAUGGGCUGUGCUUAAUAUAGCAUUCUGCUUAGCAGACUUUCAACUCAGUCAUUGCCAAUAACUAUGUCACAUGGCAAAUACUAAGAUGUUCAUAGGAAUUCAGACACCCUGUGUUACAAUAUUAGUUACAAACUAUUAUAAUUAUUGCAAUCUAAUAUUAAGACUUUGUCAUUAUUGAGUCAAGUUGUAUUAAUUGAAAUUGAUGUUUUUCACUUGAAAUUUACAGUUAGAAGUUUUAAAGCAAGUUGGAAUCUCUCAUGUUGUUUGUAUACGACAGAAUAUUGAAGCAAACUUUGUUCGCCCUAACUUUCCUCAACACUUUAAGUGAGUGAAGUUAACUUAAUAAACUUUUAUAUUCCAACAUGACUGUAUAUAAAAAAGAAUGUAUCCUUUCCCAACGGAAAUUAUUAUCAAAUGUAGUAGUGGAUAAAAUUGCCAAUGAGUGUAAUGUCAAUUUAGGUGGUUUACGGAGAAAUUCUUCAAGGUCAAGCCUUUUUGAAACAAUUAUAAUAUGAUUCUGUGUCAAUAGCCAUUUCUUGCGAUCAUUAUUACAUUGCAGAUAUUUGGUAUUAGAUGUAGCAGACUCACCCACAGAAAAUAUUAUCACACAUUUUCCUAAGGUAUUUAGCUGCUAUGUAUUGAUUUGUUAAUUGUGCUUUAUCAACCCUUUUUAACCCCUUAGAGUGACUAAGAACUAAUUUCUCGUUACCAUAUCACCCCUGAAUCAAACACUAAGGCUAGGAGAGUAUUAAGGAAAUGAUCACCAACUAAAGAAGCUCUUGAUUGUUAAACAAAUUCUCCUUGUCAGCACCUUAGCAAAUGUAUGAAGAAACGUAAGGAGAAUGUGCAUACUGAUGUUAGAGUGUAAUGGGUUAAGGAAUCCUUGAGGUACAUGAUGAAUUAGGAAAAUCUCUUGUUAUGAUUGUUCCAUUGAAAAGAAGACGAAAGAGCCAAUAUGGAGAAAGAACCGUAUUUAAUUUAAUAACACAAUUUGAUGUAAAAUAAAAAGAAACCACAUUGGCAUUUGGCCUUACCAGUGUUCAAAACAAACAGAAAAUUAACUGUAAUGACCUGGCAAUCAACUGAAAAUUUACUUCUUGACUGCCUCUGUACUUGUGGUAAAUCACUGAUUAGCAAUAUUACGAUAACUGGUCAUCUUAGUUGCAACUGAACUGAACAACUAGAUUACACGUUUAAAUUAAACGUUUUACGAGACAAAUAUUGCAAUAAUUAUUGUGAUAUAUGAAUUCAAACAGAGUGUGAGCGGAAAAGUAAACAGAAAUAGCGCAUGCCUGAAAUUUAACCAUUAAUUUUAAUAAAAUGAAUGUUCAUUGAUACAAUGAUGAUAAUAAAUUAAUAUGACUGUUUUUUGUCUUUUAACCAGGUGAAAACUUUUGUUGACAGCUGUUUAAGUAGUGGAGGUCAGUUAGAAAUUUAACACAGACUUCUUCAUUGUUUGUUUUGUUCAUUUAUCUGACACUUUAUCUAGUGUGAACUGUUCACCAAGUAACUUUUUACUUCCAAAUUUGAUUUACUUGCAAUGUCUCCCUUCAGUAGCAAUGCAUCAUCUUGAAAACAACUUAGGAGAAUAGGAAAAGUCAUCAGCCAGUAGAAAGUGUCAUUUUGAUAUGACACCAAGGUCUCUUAACUGAUGUGCAAUGAGGCAAUUUAUAACUGCAAGAAGGGAGAAUUGCUGUUAAAUCAGAUCAUGGGAGUUAGAGUUUUAGGCCAAUAACUUGACGAGCCAAGUUCAUUGGUAAAAAUUUAUUUUUAAUUAAUUUUUAUUCUGAUUACUAUUUAUUCUACUAUUUGUUAGGAAAAGUUCUUCUCCAUGGAAAUGCUGGGAUAUCUAGAAGGUUAGCUCCUGUUUUUAUCUCAAAUUGAUAAAUUAACAGUUUAAAACUACUUUUUUUUCUAGACCUACUAGCUAAAAGUCAACACUAAACUAUGGUAAAGUGAUAAUAAACUUGAUUAGUAACAACAAAUAAAUUUUUUUCAGUGCUGCAUUAAUGAUUGCUUUCAUUAUGGAAACAUAUGGAUUAAACUAUAGGUAAGUUAAACCUCUCUAUGAAUAAGCACUUGUUUAAUAGUUAUGAAUAGAAAGUUUUUUCAAUGAGCAGUGCUUUGUUUUUACUUCUUACUCUGAGCCUUGGCCAACACCUCUGUAAUUUGUAGCUGUAUCUAGAAAGAUGACAGCAAACCUUCAGACAAAAAAUUGACAUUUUUAUUUUUGCAGUUCACAUGAUUAUAUAGUGGGAUGCCUAGACAUGUGAUUGAAGGGUUUAUAAGACAGUGUAUUCAUUUCAUGUGGGUGAAAUAUGGACUUAUCAUGUUUCGUAGUAAGGUCUAUAUAUGGAUAUGGAGUGUUAAAAGAAUAAGAAAGGGGAGGGAAGGGUAGGGAAAGGCAAGAGAACCUAUUGUGCCUUUUCCACCCCUGGUAAUUUUUAGAGAACUUGCCUAUUUGAGUUAUGUGCUCUAUGGAGUUUAUUCCUGAAAGAAGUUGUUGAUCUGCUAGGUACACUUGCAUUGUACACAAUUGCAUAAUUCUCCUUACAUGUAAGUCAUUUUGUUUGUAAUAUUUCAUUGUCUCUUAUAGAGAUGCAUUUCAUUAUGUGCAGCAAAGAAGAUUCUGUAUUAAUCCCAAUGAAGGUUUUGUUCAACAACUAAUGGUAAGUGAUGAGUUUGUGGGCUGUGCACACAUCACACAAGUCAUUUUUAUGAGACACAAGGGCAGUCAGUGUUGAUACUGCCUUAUAUUCCUACUCUGCAUGCUGUUUAUCAGGGACUCAAUCUAUAGAAACACUUUGAAUACUUACUUUGUGUUGAAAUUUAUGGCUUGCAGGAAUAUGAACCAAUUUAUUUAGCCAAUUAUCAGGCAAGAAAAUCAGGAGAAAGAUUAAAUCAGUGUAAGGAAUAUUAUGUUUACAAAUAUUCACUAAUUUAAUGUGUUAUUGCUUGUCUGUCAAACCAAUUGUGAUCUUUACAUCUACUCUAUCCCUUUCCACAAUUUUCUCGAGAAGGUAUGCAAAGCAAACAGGUUGUCUUGAUCCAGUUUCACACACAAAUUUUAGAAAAUUGAUGUGUCACAUGUACUUUGAACAGUACCUUAUGUGUCACAAAUUUAACCCUUUAACUCCCAGAUCAAAUUUUUAAUUCUCCUUACAGUCAACCAAACAAUUCUUUUAAUGUUUGACUUUUCCCAAAAAAGGGCUAUAGGGUGAAACCCAAACAUGAGAGCCUGGUCGAAGAUCUCAUUAGUAAUUCCCCUUACUGUCUGCCAAACAGUUUUUGUGAUGUUAGUUUGGAGAAUUAUGCUCCAAUUAUCUAGUUGAUAUUGUGUUGAUAUUGUAAGUAGAAAUUCUGUCCUGGUCAAUCAUGGGAUGUAAAGUGUUAAAAGGGAAAUUGCCUUUAAUCUCUCUUCUUGUUUGUAAGGAUUCAGGGAAGUAUUGAGGUUUUCACAGAAAGAAAAAAAAUUUCACUGGUCACAUAUGUUCAGGAGGUAAAUCACCUCUCAUACUGGCUCAUAAAUUCAUGAAUCAUGCUCACCUUUUGGUAAAAUUCAGGCAUCAAGAAUUAAUUUUGGCCCGAAUGAUUCAUCACCUUCACACCCUUUGGCACCCACUCUAUGGUUGAUAUGACAGUUGAAACAAGGCUGGGAACAAGAAACUAACUUUAACUUGACAAGAUGUUCUAAAAUUGAGAGAAACUCUUUGUAUACAUUUAUUUGCAAAAUCAUCUGAACAUUAAAACAUUAAUUGUUGGUAAAAAAUUUAGGAGACAAAAUAGUUUUAGGCAAAACCAUUGACAUGAUAAUUUUUUUCUCACAUAGCUGGUGGGGUGAAGCGAGCUCAUGAGGAUGAACCAAGAGAUGACAUGAUGGACACGUGAUAACUGUUGUUCCAUGGCAGAGUUGAUUUUGCUAAGUACCAGGUAAGAAUUAAUGAAAGUGGUGUCUUUGACCCAUAAGACUAACAUCCUAUUUCUCCCUACAAUAUCAUCUCCAAAUCAAGCAUUAAAGUUACAAGAAUAGAGGGGAUGUCACCAACUAAAGAAGCUCUUGAUUGUUAGACAAAUUCUCCUUGUCAUUACCAUUGGAAAUGCCAAGAGAACAGUGAUGAGAAUAUGGAUACUAGUGUUAAGAAAAUUUAAAUUCAAGAUUACCAGGGCAUACUUUGUUAUAAGCUGUGAUAAGCUGGGUCAGUACUUUAAAACUUGAUAUGAAAAAAAUAUUUUGAUUAUUGACAGAUGAUUUCUUUCUAUUCCAGUAAACAGAAGCACAAAGUAACGUGUGUACAAAGGCAGCAUCUCUGAUGUUCAUAGGGCAGACAGUCCAGGCAGAUGGCCAUAACACAAGAUCUGAUCUUCAGAAGGACAUUGGCCCAAAUUGCAUCAGUUAGCUAUAAAUUUAAUAUAUGGUUACAUACAUCAAAAAUGCAAAGAACUAGUUGGUAAAUGUUAGGCAAUUUUAUCAUCAUCCGUAGCUGCCUUUUCUUUGAACUGUUAAGGACUAUGUUUUUUUUCAGUGAAAUCAUUAAUAGGGCAUUGUUUUAAUUAAUGUUAAUGAAAUUACUAAUAUUUACCAGACCGAGUGUUGUAUUACGGUAACUUUUUAACUCACAAACUUUGAUUGUCAAUUCUCUUUCUCACUGGUACACAUUUCCUUCAAAAAUUUGGUUUUAGAUCAAGAUAACAACUUCUACUUGAUAAGUUUGUGUGUUCUCAUUCCCCUGAAUAGUGUUUGCUUAUUGGUUGCUCUGUUUCCUUUUUUGUGCAGAAAAACGCAAAUUUAUAAAUGAGUAUUUUAAAACGAUUUAUUUUUCAACUGUUAAGUGACUGCGCCUACCUAGGCUGGACUAGGAAUCGCAGAGGAAAGCAGUAUAUUGUGGGUUAUCGGAUGGCGAGGAUUGAUGUAGAUGUUUUCAUGUUGAUUUUUUCGUUAAAAACAAGAGCUACAGGCGAUGAUUAAAAAAUUUGUUAAGUGUUUUUAUUUUAAAAGAUCGAUUUCUAACAAAUAAAAUCCUAGAAGUGACUCAGCUUACUAUCU